AUGGGAGACAUUGAACAACCCCUCAAGUUACGCUCACUUGGGCGAUCUGAACAGCUUUCGGCAGUCUCUCACGCCCUGGGCUUUUUCAACAAUGUGGGCGUAUCAGCACACUACUCAGUAUCCGAACCUGCUGCUCAGUACCAUCUGCAACACAGCGUUUAUGCUGCGUUGGCACAUGUGAUAAAAGAACAUGCCAUCUUGUCAGCCAUUCCUGUCGACGAAGAGACUCCAAAUUCGUAUUGGGUACAGCUACCGACAAUCGAUCUCACACGCUCCGUUGCGUUCCUGACUCGAAAGCGGUCACUGGAAGAGACUGGAGAAGACUCUGAGCUCGAUGAUAUACUGCGAGAGCAACACAACAUAAACUUCAAGUCCGAUUAUGGCACACUGCCGUUUUGGCGCUUGGUCAUCCUCCGAGAUGCAGAGAACGAGCUCGACUUCACUGCCUCAUUCAUUUUCUACCACGGCAUUGGUGACGGUGCAGCUGGUCUAGUCUUCCACAAGUCCUUCAGCGAAGCAAUAAACGCAGCUUCAUCUAGCGAGUCUCUCUCCACCACACUCAUCCACUCCUCACCCAACGCCCAACUCCUUCCACCCCUCGAAAAACUCCACCCACUCCCCCUUAACCCAAACCCAGCCGACCACCGUACCCCAGGCCUCCAAGAAUGGACCGGCGACUCCAUCCGUCUCCCCUGCCAAACUCAUUACCGCACCCUCUACCUCUCCCCCACCUCCUCCGCUGCCUUCACCCAAAAAUGCAAGUCAAACAAUCUCUCCGUAACAGCCGGUCUCCAAGCCACUCUCGCCCACGCCCUCUUCGACUCCCUCCCCCCAACCACAGAAGCACUCACAGGCAUCAUACCCAUCAACCUCCGCCCCUGGCUCAACCUCCCUUCAGAAGCCGCCACAAACGCAAUCGGCAGCUUCAUCGACGCCAUAAAAGUCCAAAUACCGCGUUCACAUUUCGCCGCCGAGUCCGAAGACGCAGUGCUUGGACUUGCCGCUGCAAAACAUACUGCGAAUGCGAUAUCCAAGUAUCUAACAGCCAACCCCUCGCCGUCAGGUGAGCCGUACACCUCCGUCGCGUUCUUUGGCGCAAUUCCCGAUGUCGCUGCUGUGUUCAAGAGUAUGAUUGGGGCGCCGCGGGAUGCGGCGUUUGAGAUUUCAAAUAUUGGAAAGUUUCCAGGUAGUACUGGGGAUGAAGAUGCGAAGUGGCGGGUUGGUAGGAUGGCAUUUAGUCGCAGUGCGGUGGCGUUUGGGGCGCCGCUGAAUACGAGUGUUGUGUCUGGGGCGGAUGGGGGGUUGACGAUUGGAUUUUGUUGGCAGGAGGGAGUGUUGAACGAGGGUUUUGUGGAUGAGGUUGUCAAGGGGUUUGGGGGGUAUUUUGAGUCUGGGGGUUUUUAG
Messenger RNA from Bipolaris oryzae ATCC 44560, 1404 nucleotides. RefSeq lists its product as uncharacterized. Lineage: Eukaryota; Fungi; Ascomycota; Dothideomycetes; Pleosporales; Pleosporaceae. The transcript is spliced from 2 exons. Gene Ontology annotation, molecular function: N-acetyltransferase activity. The record is from RefSeq and is a predicted model, not a curated record. The coding region runs from base 1 to 1404 and encodes 467 amino acids.